Ixodes scapularis (black-legged tick) is the source of this 1470-nucleotide messenger RNA. RefSeq lists its product as uncharacterized. Lineage: Eukaryota; Metazoa; Arthropoda; Arachnida; Ixodida; Ixodidae. The record is from RefSeq and is a predicted model, not a curated record. Bases 1 to 1470 code for a protein of 489 amino acids. Gene Ontology annotation, molecular function: zinc ion binding; nucleic acid binding. The transcript has a single exon.
AUGGACCAACCGCCACCAGCUGAAACACCCGAAAGAGGGGAUCCUGGACCAUCACAUGGCAAGUCACCACCUCAAUGUACCGCCCCACCACCGCCGACCCUUAUCCCCGGUGACCUCAAGAAAGCUCCUAUUAAAAGACGAUGUACAGACCCAGACUCAUAUCACGACUAUGAUGAUGACAAGACCUCUACUUAUUCCGUUCAAGAUGCUAUUUUACAUUCCAAUGAAGACGAGUCUCCAGAAGAUCCCAUGCAAGUUCUGGAAGCCGAUGAAGAUAAUCGGCCCUUUACCCCAGUCCACUACAAGAAAAACCGCCCUGCGGGCAUUCCAGUGGUUUUCAAACCCAACAGUUCCAAUGCAUCCUUGUGGAGGGUGAAUCCUAACGAAGUGGCCAAAGAGAUCAUUGAUGUUGCACAGGAGAAGCUACUCUCACAUAGGAUGAACAAAGACGGGAGCCUUUUCGUGAGUGUUGCAUCUCUGCAAGCAGCCAACAGAUUACUAGCCAUAUCGACCCUUUGCUCUAUUGAAGUGGCGACAAGUGUACCCCACUCCUACUCACGGAAUUUGGGAAAAAUCAAAGGAGUACCGAUCGAGUAUACCGACGAAGAACUACUAGACUAUUUUAAAAAUCUUGGAGUUAUUUCUGUUCAACGGCAAAUUUCGUAUAGAAGACAAGAGGACGGCAACGUGGAACACCGCAAGACAGAAAGCGUGCUCCUCCACUUCCGCCCAGACCAACCAAUGCCUACACGCGUUCUCUUAGGCUUCACAAGUCACACUGUUGACGAGUAUUUUGGUCCUCCAGUGCAGUGCUAUCAUUGCCAAAGGUACGGACACAUUGCGCAAUACUGCCGUGGACCACGGCGCUGCAAAGUGUGCGCAGGUCCGCACCACCACAAGACUUGCACCAAUCGGCAAGAACCCAAGUGCGCAAACUGCGGUAACCAGCAUGCCGCUACCUUCUCUGGGUGUCAACGCAGAAAGGCUGCCUCGGUUAUCCGAAGACAGGACGUCUUAAAUGGCAAGGAAAAUCGUGGGUUCGCGGCCACCUUAAACCCUGAAGUUGUGCGCGUCCCCUUGCCUGUCCCGGUUCCAACGGAUAAGCGAGCCCAAAAGCCAACUUACAGUGACGCAUUGAAGAAGACGACGAAUGGAGUGAAAGAAAAACACAGAGAACGUCGGCCACAUGAAGACGCACCUGAAGCAGCCAGAGGAAUUCCAUCAACUAUGCAAUUACUGAAAUCAGCCCCUACCACUCAGACGACCAUACGACAACCUAUGUCGGUAUCAUCAGCUCCAAGGCGCAAACGACAAGAGCAGGCUGGUGACCUUGGUAGCGUCCUUAUUCCAAUGCUUUUUGCUGCGUUAAGGGCCAUCAUCAAAGCGAUCCCUGAUUCAGACAACCUACCAGAAGUGCAAGCCCUGCUUGCAAUGGAAUCCUUUUUGAAAGCAGGACCCUUCCACCGCUAG